Messenger RNA from Oxyura jamaicensis (ruddy duck), 4612 nucleotides. RefSeq names its product ADNP homeobox 2 (gene ADNP2). Gene Ontology annotation, cellular component: nucleus. The transcript is spliced from 5 exons. Gene Ontology annotation, biological process: regulation of gene expression. The coding region runs from base 542 to 3751 and encodes 1069 amino acids. Lineage: Eukaryota; Metazoa; Chordata; Aves; Anseriformes; Anatidae. The record is from RefSeq and is a predicted model, not a curated record. Gene Ontology annotation, molecular function: DNA binding.
GCGGCGCCCCCUGCAGCCCGGCCGGACUUGGCUCACGAGAUGUCUACUUCUUCAGUAGCGUCAGUGUGUAAGCUGAAGGAUUGAAAUGAAGGAACUGUUUCCAGUGGAAUCUAAUAUUUUGAACCACAUCUCCCUCUUGCUGAUCUGAGCAUGGUGUUAUCCUGUCAGCUCUGUCAUUAUCUGCAGCAGACCAUGGGGUUGGUGCACAUAACCUGCUAUCAUGGAGUGACUGAUAAUAAAGCUUUAGCCAGAGAAUACAAAUACCCUGUUGACUUUAGUUUCAAAAUAGGAUUUCAAAUCUUCAUUUUACUGCUUGGAUUUUGAUAGUAGAAUGUCAGACUAUUCACUGUGAUUUAUUCCCUUCCGUAUAGGUUACUGUUCACCCACACCCAUGGUGGUAUCAAAAUGUCUUCCAGACUUCUUGCCAAUAAAGAUUAGAAAACAAGACUAGCAUCUGUCAAAUGGGGCUCCCUCCCCAUUUCUCUCUACACACCGUUCCUUUGGGGGGAGAAGAAGAGAAGAAUAGCAUGAAAAGUGCAAAAUGUUUCAAAUUCCUGUUCAAAAUCUUGAUAAUAUCAGGAAGGCUCGAAAAAAGGUGAAGGGCAUUCUUGUGGAUCUUGGCCUUGACAGCUGCAGGGAGUUGUUGAAGAGUCUUAAAAGUUUUGACCCAGGUGAAAAAUACUUUUGCAACACUUCAUGGAGUGAUGUCUCUCCUUGGGAGUCUGUGGGCAAAAGGAAGAGAUACAGAACAAAGCCGUACUGCUGUAGUUUAUGCAAGUUCUCUUCAAAAUUGCUUACUUCAUUCAAGAAUCACUUGCACCGUUGCCAUGAGGAUGAAAUGGACCAAGAGCUUGUGGUUCCUUGCCCAAAAUGUGCAUUUGCUUCUGAGCCAAAAAUAGUGGGAAAACAUAUCCGGAUGUUUCAUUCAUCUAAUAAGAGAAUACAGAACUAUACAGUCAGCAUUUUGGAUGGCAUGAAACAAUUCAGGAGUGAUAUCAUAAACUUCACGUGUCUAAAAUGUAAUUUUACAGACACAUUGUAUUAUAAUAUGAAGAAACAUGUUCUGAUGAACCACUUUCAAAACCUAAUAAGUAUAUAUUUUGGCCAGAGAUCUGAUGAAAGUGAAGAGAAUUCUAUUGAGCACUACUGUAAAAAAUGUAAUGCUUCUGCAAACAGCCAAGAUUCCUUAAUGUACCAUGUCUUGACAGCUGAAAUACACAGAGACCUGGAGAACAAACUUCGGUCUCUGAUUUCAGAACACAUUAAGAAACCUGGACUUGUGAAACAAAUGCAUAUUGCUCCAAAGCCUCCCCAAAGUGCGGCUGCGCCUGCUCCAUCUUCAGGGCCUCCUGCAGCCCCAGCAGGUUCCAUCACAGCUCCACCUUGCAUCCAACUUGCAUUUCCACAGAACAAUCAAAACCAGACUGUGGUGCAGUCAAAACCAGUUCAGAACACAGUCAGAUCUCUGACUGUUCCAAGUGCCUCUGGUAGUGUUCCACAUACAACUUCUGCUCCAGUUGUUACCCCAUCACAUGUUACUCUUGUAUCCAGUCAUCUUCCUGUAGGUCAGAAUAGUGUUAAUAUUCAGCCAUCACCUUCUCAGCCUAUAAUUGUUUCUCAUGGGCUUCCUCUUAAUCAGCCUGUCAGGACUGCGGCUGUUCCUCUUCAUCAUUCUGUUGGGACCCUAAGCAGAACCGUGGCCCCUGCAGUUCUUCCUCUUAAUCAGCCUGUUGGGCCUGGACUCUUUCCUAUUAAUCAGUCUAUUGGUACUAUAAAUAGUCCAGUUGCAGCUGCGACAUUACCUCUGACUCAACCUGUCAGCCCUGCGAAUCAGCUGGUUGCACCAGGAGUGCUCCCUGUGAAUCAGCCGGUUGCCCCAGGAGUUCUUUCUGUCAACCAUUCGGUUGGGAAUGUGAGUAGACCCACUGGUCCUGGAGUCCUUCCUAUGGCUCAGACAGUUGCAUCAGGGGUUCUCCAGCUUAAUCAGCCUGUCACACCUGGAGUUGUUCCUGUCAGACAGCCUGUCGGACCUGGGUUUCUUCAGCUUAAUCAACCUGUUGCCCCAACAGUUAUCCCUGUAAAUCAGCCAGUUAGACCCGCAGUUUCCCAAAAUGCAGCUUUUUUGACUGCAGGUUCUAUACUUCGGCAGUUGAUUCCAACUGGGAAGCAGGUUAAUGGGAUUCCUACAUACACGCUUGCCCCAGUUUCAGUUACUUUGCCUGUACCUCCUGGUGGUGGAGUAGCAACGGUUACUCCACCACAAAUGCCUAUCCAACUAAUGCAGUCUGGAGCAGUAACUCAGUUAUCUCAGUCACCAGCUAGUGCACCCUCUCCGCCUGUGCUUUUAACAUCUCAGAAUAUAUCAUUACAAGCUCCCCCACCUGGUCCUGAAACAAGUCAGGCUGUCAGGCAGGCUAAGCAAUGGAAGACUUGCCCUGUUUGCAAUGAGCUCUUCCCGUCAAAUGUCUAUGAGGUACACAUGGAAGUGGCCCACAAACAUGGUGAAGUAAAAAUGGAGGAUACACAGCAGCCUGACAAACUUGCAGCUUGUGCACCCUUUCUAAGGUGGAUGACAGAGAAGACUGUCCGGUGUUUUUCUUGUAAGUGUUUUCUCUGUGAGGAAGAGCUCAUGAAACAUCUCUUGAUGCAUGGCUUAGCUUGCUUGUUUUGCACAGUUACUUUCCAUGACUUAAAAAGCCUUGUGGAGCACAAUAAAACUACUCAUAAUGGGAAAAAGCAGUUACAUGCAGACUAUAGCAACAGAGGAUUUCAGUUAGGUAACGAGGCUCAGGGUGAUCUUGUAUUUCCUCACUUUGAUUUCAGUACGGUGUUACCAAAAGAAGACAUCGGUGAAAGAGAAGUACAUUUGGCAGUGCUUGCUGGAGUAAAUUCGAGGACGCUAGUCCCCGUUUACAUCAAAGUGAAACCUCAGGCAGCAGAAGUGAACAACAGGUGCAGCAAAAAAGUGUUAACCUGUCCCUUUUGUUUUGGAACAUUUGUUAGUCAAAGAACCUAUGAAAUGCAUUUGAAAGAAAGGCAUCAUAUUAUGCCAACUGUACAUACAAUUUUAAAGUCUCCUGCUUUCAAGUGCAUCCACUGUUGCGGUGUGUACACUGGAAAUAUGACUCUCACAGCUAUUGCUGUGCAUUUGCUCCGUUGUAGAAGUGCUCCCAAAGACAGCAACUCAAGCGUGAAGAUGCAGCUUGAACGUACUGAGAAGAAAGAGUUACUGUUUGUGAAUGGUGAAAAGCAUGAUUCCGUGAUACUUAAAAGAAAGCUAUCUGAUUCCUGUUUCCUUGCAGAAGACCAAAGGAAUAAGGAACAGCAGCCUCUAAGCUUAUGUACUGGCAUAGCUCUAUCCCCAGAAGAAGAAUUGUAUUCAGGGCUAGUGCCUUUCAAACGACAGAAGAUGAAUAGGACUGAGAUGAAGAAAAUUCCUUCCAGUGAGGAUCUGCAUAUUCUAGCAGUAGAUCCUAAACAAUAUGAUCACAAUUCGUAUGAUGCUCAGAAACAGUUUUUGACAGACUACUUUCACGAGAGGCCCUAUCCUUCAAAAAAAGAGUUGGAAUUGCUGUCGUCGCUGCUGUAUGCUUGGAAAAUUGAUGUGGCGUCAUUUUUUGGGAAAAGGAGGAAUACAUGCUUAAAGGCAAUAAAUAAUCACAAACCAUCUGUGCUUCUGGGUUUCAGUAUGUCCGAACUAAAAAACAUUAAGCACAGUUUGAAUAUAAAAGGUGAAGCGUUAGAUAUGUAAACAAGCUUUUUAUAACAACUAAAAGCAAUCCAUAAUUGCAUACUUAACAAUUUUGCAAUUUAUUAUAUUGAAAUAUUUGUUUUAACUUGCAGACUGGCCUGUUGAAGGGUUGCAGUAGUACAGAAAGUCUCAUUCAGUUGUGACUGUUAUUGUGAAAGGCACACGUAGUUGUGUGUUUGAAACAGCUAAAACCUUCAGAUUUACACUUCUGGAAUUUGUUUUAGCUUUUUACUUUUUUUUUUUGGAGUAUGAUUUUUUUUUUUUUUGGUUGUUGUUCUGUUUCCCUUUUUCCUCCUCCAGGCUCCCAUUAGACUUUUUAUACCACCAUGUAAAACUUUUGUGCUGUUAAAUACAAAUUUUAUUUUAUUUUUCUGCAAUGUCAUCAUCUUUUCUAAACAAUAAAAUGUAUAAUGUUUAAAAUACCGAGGUAAACUAGAUGAAAUACACCUAUUUGAUUAUUUGUAUUUUUCAGUACUUGUAAUUUUUUAACUUUUUUUUUUUUUUUUAAUCUGCUGAAGAACUGCUUGUAGCCUUUACAUCCAUUGGUCCCUUCAAAUUCUGAAUGUGCUGGUAGCAAUAAAGUUCCUGGCAUUCUCUUUUCUCAGUCAUAAUAAUACCUGUGCCAGUGAAGUCUGGUGACUCAUAAUACCUGACUAGUAUUAACGUGGUGGGGAUUUGAGGGGCUGGGGGUGCCUACUGAAGUGUUACAGUUAACUGACUUGAAAUGGUUGUGUUUAUUAUCUGUUAAAUAGAUCUUGCUAACCAGAACUGUUUACUCCUUUUUGUAGGUGUUGAAACCUGGUUGUUAAAAUGCUGUUCAAAGCUUAGUACCAGCAUUUAGUUUCUUUACUUUUUCAAAAA